AUGUCGUGCUACAAGAUAUGCCCACGGGAAGGGGAUGUAUGGGCAAUGCUCAAAGAUUGGAACGCGAAAUGGGGAGCGUCGGACUAUGAAAGGAUUCGAUGUAUGAUCGUUCGAGUCGAGUCAAAUGCUGAAGAAGGGAGUAAUGGGAUCACUGUGAGUAGGCUGAGGGAGGGUUCCUGGGAUCAAACGUUAUGGGAUACCAGAGGACUCCUGGCACUGGAACCAAAUGCCUUGCCUCUUACAAUUGGUAACUGA
Molecule: messenger RNA, 255 nt
Organism: Linum trigynum
Lineage: Eukaryota; Viridiplantae; Streptophyta; Magnoliopsida; Malpighiales; Linaceae
Source: the annotation of a GenBank genome assembly